AUGGCGCUAAAAGGCGGCAUACCUGAGACCCAGUUCAACCCUCUAUACCCUCAAUUCUAUAACUGGGGUCGAGGACUGGUAGAAGAUCCCACUGAUGGGCAAAAGUCCCACCCAUACUUCGACGAGUAUUGGCAGAGCAAGAUUCCAGCCCUCGAGAAGAUCGAUUGCCCGGCAUAUGUCAUUUGUAGCUGGGGCGACCAUGCUAUUCAUACUCGGGGUACAAUAUAUGGGUACUAUUUCAUCUCAUCCAAAGUUAAGUUUCUUGAGAUCCACCAGUAUCAAAAGUGGGAGUUCGCUAUUAUGGAGGAGUCUCUUGUGCGGCAAAAGGCCUUUCUGGAUACCUACCUUCUUCGUCAUGAAACUGAAGUUCAGUACUGGCCAAAGGUGAGAUAUGCAAUGCGAGAGCGCUAUUAUGUUGGAGAAUGGCGCCACACUGAGCAAUUUCCGCCCCCAGAAACAAAGUAUACAGCCCUAUUCCCGACGCAGUCGAAGGGUCUAAGCCUCAUUCCACAACCUCUGCGCUCCUCAGUCACAUACGAUGCCCAGAAAGGGGAGGUAUCCUUUGACCUGCCAGUGCUCCAAUCCCUCGAAUUCGCUGGGCAUGCCAAGCUUAAGCUGUGGGUUGAAGCUAAAGGGGCUGAGAAUAUGGAUCUCUUUGUUACCUUGCGGAAAACAGACAGACAGGGGAAAGAGGUCGUGUUCCCGUGGCUGACUGUUGUGGACAAUGGUCCUAUAGGGUUCGGCUGGCUGCGGGUUUCGCGGCGGGAGCCGGACGAAGCUCGCUCAAAGCCAUGGCAGCCCUAUCACUCGCACGCCAGAGACCUUCCGCCUCUGAGGAACGGCGAAGUUGUACCAGUGGAGGUGGAGAUACAGCCCACCUCUUGCAGAUUCCGGUCUGGGGACACCUUGCACGUCGUGGUCUCUGGGCAUGACUACCGCCAAGGCGAGUACCCCGAGCAUGCACCUAUUGCACGGCAUACCGACACGGUGAACAAGGGUUCUCACGUUAUUCACUUUGGUGGAGACUACGAUAGUCAUCUUCUUUUGCCUGUCAUCCCGCCAGUUGCCCGAUCUGCCCUGCAACAUCAAAAGCCGAUAAAGAUGUCCGUCAUUGCCCGCAGAGUUACCGGCUGGUCUGACGAGAAGUUCUUAUCUGAGUAUACUGGUGUACAUGCGGAGAUGACGAAAGCAAUAGCCGGCAUAGUCCCUAUCUUGCGGAAUUAUACCCAAGCAGUUGCUUGUCCCGCUUUGCAGACCCAGAACUUACAGACACAACUGAGUAAGCCUUGGGAUUGCCUGACAACGCUAGGUUGGACCUCUCUUAAUGCUUUAUGGGGCUCCUUUCAGAACCCUCAGUACAAGGCCACAGCCGGGCAACAUAUCUUCACGGAUCCUGAGGCGAUUGGCGUUCUGAGCGAACCGGCGAGCGAGCUGAUGUUCGACCCCGUCGCAUUCCGCACGAGGCAGAACGGCGUAUUGCUUUGCCUCCUGUUAGCUAAAUCAGAAGAAUACGAACCUGACUCGAAGAAGCUAGCCGAUGACAUUCUGGCAAGGUCUGAUGCAAUUCAAACGGCCUUUGCAGGGACGAGCCUACUCCGAUACAUUUUCAACAAGGGCGUCACACCAGUUGAUCCAGAUGCUUUCUUUGAUGGCACUCCGUUUAAGACUGCUGGCUGGACUAGCUUUGGAGCGUUGGAGCAGUUUUGGUUUCCAGAUAUCCAGACUGUGGAUGCUGUAUUUAGCAAUGUUGAUUGUAGGCAGGCUAUUGAGACGCUGCCAUCUUCGUUCACUGCAGAUCAAAGCAUCCAACUGCUGGGCCGGGAGAACAUAGUAGUUUCAAAGGACGCAGACUUUUGA
Fusarium redolens is the source of this 1857-nucleotide messenger RNA. Its product is annotated as CocE/NonD family hydrolase. The record is from RefSeq and is a predicted model, not a curated record. Bases 1 to 1857 code for a protein of 618 amino acids. The transcript is spliced from 3 exons. Gene Ontology annotation, molecular function: dipeptidyl-peptidase activity. NCBI's taxonomy places the organism in Eukaryota, Fungi, Ascomycota, Sordariomycetes, Hypocreales, Nectriaceae.